This is a messenger RNA of Penaeus chinensis, 1705 nucleotides long. RefSeq lists its product as uncharacterized. The transcript has 9 exons. NCBI's taxonomy places the organism in Eukaryota, Metazoa, Arthropoda, Malacostraca, Decapoda, Penaeidae. The record is from RefSeq and is a predicted model, not a curated record. Bases 1 to 1662 code for a protein of 553 amino acids.
AUGAUCAGUGGCCAGGAUCACCCGUCCAAUAUAGACAAUGCAACUAAAGAAAGCAACGGGAACCUACACCAGUACCUCCCUAGUCAAUCAUUGAUCAAGAUCUCAUUGGAAUAUUCGGAGCUAAGCCAUUGCCCUGCUACUAGCAGCUACGUGGAGCUCAUGGGAAGCCAUUGCCCUGCUACUAGCAGCUACGUGGAGCUCAUGGGCCAAGGCCUUCGCAGCAUCAACGCUUCAGGAAACCCGCUGCUCGCCUACCACUGCGGAAAUCUCUGGCUGCUGAAGUGGCAACAGAAGACCACCCAGGGCAUAGAGAAGGAGGGGCACAGAGAAGAAGGAACAAGAGAAGGAGGAAGGGAAGAAGUUGAAGAAGGAGAAAUGAGAGAAGAAAAUAGACAUGCCACAGUAAGAAAGCAAGGAGGACAGAAAACAAGAAUAGAAACAGAGGCGAAAACUGCAUGGGAAGCGGACGAGAGGGAAGGAAAAGAGGGAACAGGGAAAACGAGAACGAGAAGAAGGAGAGAAAAGAGAGAAGGCUGGACUCAAGACACAAGAGAGACGUCACAAGUCCUCACCACAGAGGACUGUCCUUCUCCAGGGAAUUCCUACUCAGGAUGUUAUCUCUGUGCCGCCUCCUUGAGGAUAGUUAACGAGACUGGAAGCGGACCUUGUAGGCAGUUCAUCCUGACGUGUUCCGUCUCGGGCGAACCCAAGCCGCAUAUUGAGUGGGAUAUCCCCCCCCACUUGACCCUCCUUCACCACGACAUUGAUAACCUCUCCGCCUCCUACAUCACCUCCACCGCCAAGUUUGCCCUGAACAUGACCGAGAUCGACAGGGCACGCUACUUGUCACCGCUGGCAUGUGUGGCGUCGAACGAGAUGUAUGUCAGCGUGGAGAAAAUCAAUAUCGACGUCGACCUAAACCUCCCCAGAAGCCCCGUCGUCUGCCUGGCCGAAUAUAUUAACACGUCGCCAACCAUCCUGUACUUCGAGACGCAAGCCGCGGCGCCCUGGAACAUCACCUGGUGGUUCUACCCUUGCGUUGGGAACCGUCCGCGUGAGGUCCAGAUCCCGCUGUACACCCACCCGACGCCCCCGGGAUCUUCGUCGGGGGUUGGUUACUUCAAGUUCCAAGACACGCCCCCUACCGGCCAUUACGAGAUCCUCCUCAGCAACGCGUACGGUAACAGCACCAAGAGGAGGUUCAUCAGCAACAGGCCCCCGAACUCCGUCUCCUGCCAGGACACCGAACCCGUCGCCAUUCACGUCGAGGAGCAGACCCUACCCCCCGUCACCCAGAUGCCCCCUACCACUAGACCUACCAUCCCCCCGUGCUCCGCCCCCUCUAGUACUACCACCACCACCACGACUGCUAGUACCACCUGGAACGCUGCGAAUGCUACUGAGGCUACUGACACGACCGACGAUUCUCUCGCCAAUGUGAACUCGCCGAGCAGCUCGCACGGCGUCUCCACUACCACGACCCCGAUUGCUGGACCCACGCACCUGUCCAUCUCGAUCGUGCUGACUAUCGUGGCAGGCGUGAUGGUCGUCGUGAUCGGAGUGACCUGGCUUCUGUUGCGUAACCUGAGAUGGCCGCGAGACAGGUCAAAUAUGGAUUCUGACCCGUGUCCAGAUUCCCCCUUCCAGAUCAACUUCAUGUAAGUGUCUUAGCUGUGAGAUAAGUAAGUAGUUCUUACAGGUGUGA